AUGUUCUCCUCUCUGCUCCGCGGUAGCACAAUCGCGCUAAGAACAGCGUCUGCCCGGUCUGCGUUGCGUCCUGUGGCUGCCAUUUCCAGGACUUCCCUAGUGUCGCCGCUACGUGCGUACUCAACAGGCUUGAACCGCGACGAUAUCAGCGCCCGUGUGAUUGACGUGGUCAAGGCGUUUGACAAAACUACUGCCAGUGCUCAGGUCACUGCCGAUACGCAUUUUGCCAAGGAUCUUGGCCUAGACUCGCUCGACACGGUCGAGUUGCUGGUGGCCAUCGAGGAGGAGUUCGACGUUGAAAUCCCAGACAAGGUCGCUGACGAGAUCAAGAGCGUGGCAGAAGCCGUGCAAUACAUCGCGUCGAACCCAGAAGCCAACUGA
Molecule: messenger RNA, 381 nt
Organism: Lachancea meyersii CBS 8951
Lineage: Eukaryota; Fungi; Ascomycota; Saccharomycetes; Saccharomycetales; Saccharomycetaceae
Source: the annotation of a GenBank genome assembly